Messenger RNA from Purpureocillium lilacinum, 492 nucleotides. NCBI's taxonomy places the organism in Eukaryota, Fungi, Ascomycota, Sordariomycetes, Hypocreales, Ophiocordycipitaceae. The record is from RefSeq and is a predicted model, not a curated record.
AUGUCCUCCGUCAACAUCCACACCCUGCAGCGCAUGACGGCCAAGACGCUGUCGGAGAAGCUCCUUCAAGAGCACGAGGCCGCGAACCCAACCUUUGCCGUCAUCGACGUGCGCGACGACGGCACGUUCUCCCCCCAAUUCCCCCUUCCCCCUCCCACGCCCGACUACAUCGGCGGGCACAUCCGCGGCUCCACCAACGUGCCGAGCACGCAGCUCGACGCCAUGAUGCCGACGCUGGUGCGCAAGCUCAAGGACAAGGACGCCGUGGUGUUCCACUGCGCGCUGAGCCAGCAGCGGGGGCCCAGCGCGGCGCUGCGCUACCUGCGCGAGAGGGACGGCCUGCUCAAGUCGCUGGGGGAGACGAGGGCGCGGCCGGACCAGCCUCAGGCUGUGUAUGUCCUGGACAGGGGGUUUUCUGGCUGGCAGGAGGUGUAUGGCACGGAUGAGCGGUUGACGGAGGGGUAUAGUAAGGAGCUGUGGGAGAACUACUGA